GUAAAUAUCCGCAGAUUCUUGUCCUUCGGAUGGUUUUUUGAACCAUGUCUGGGUAGUUCAGUAAUUUUUCCCGCUUUAAAUACGGGCUUAAGCCCUGGUUGUAAAAUCGCACAAUGGCGCUCAUUGCACAGAGCAUUUGGGUUUCCCCGUCAACUCCCAAACGUUCUCCCUAUUUCCAUCUAAGUCCCCAUUCAUUCCCUUCUCUCAGAGUGUCCAUGGCUUCAUCCUUGAAAGCUGAACCAGUGGCCUCUACCAUAUCAGACACCUUCUCCUCUCUCAAGAGACAAGGAAAGGUGGCUUUAGUACCUUAUAUCACUGCAGGUGAUCCUGAUCUUGAAACAACGGGAAAAGCAUUGAAAAUUUUGGAUUCUUGUGGCUGUGAUGUAAUUGAACUAGGAGUACCCUACUCCGACCCUCUAGCAGAUGGUCCAGUCAUUCAGGCUGCUGCGAAACGAGCUCUACAGCGGGGAACCAAUUUUAAUUCUAUUGUUUCCAUGCUGAAGGAGGUUGUCCCACGUAUAUCUUGUCCAAUUGCUUUAUUUUCCUACUACAACCCAAUACUGAGACUUGGUAUUGAGAAAUUCGUGCUCACAAUAAGGGAUGCCGGGGUUCAUGGACUUUUGGUGCCUGAUCUUCCCCUAGAGGAAAUUGAGACAUUGAGAAAAGAAUGUAUUAAGCAUGAAAUUGAGCUGGUACUGCUCACAACACCCACUACUCCAACAGGUCGAAUGAAAGCUAUUUGUGAGGCUUCAGAAGGGUUUGUAUACCUUGUGAGCUCUAAUGGUGUGACUGGUGCUCGUCCCUAUGUGGACGCACGUGUUGAGGCUCUUCUGCGUGACGUCAAGCAGGCUACAAGCAAACCUGUGGCUGUGGGAUUUGGUCUAUCAAAACCAGAGCAUGUAAAACAGGUGGCGGCAUGGGGGGCAGAUGGGGCAAUUGUAGGCAGUGCAUUGGUGAAGCUAUUGGGGGAUGCAAGGUCUCCAGAGGAAGGGCUCAAGGACCUUGAGUCUUUUACCAUGUCUUUAAGAACUGCAUUGCCUUAGUCAUGUCCUUGUGCAAUUGUUUUUCACUAAAAAUGUUCUUUUUUUCUUUUGGGGGAGGAAUUUUUUGAGCGAGUCAAUGGGGAGAGGCCCCCUACCCUUACUAGGAAUUGAGCCUACGAUUUUUGGUAGUUAAACAGGUUUGAUGUAUAAUGCUUGCCUGACUGCUAAAGUUGUUUGUAGUGCUCUAAUGAUAUUACUGAUAUUAAUGAAAGUUCAA
This is a messenger RNA of Amborella trichopoda, 1260 nucleotides long. Its product is annotated as tryptophan synthase alpha chain. Gene Ontology annotation, biological process: L-tryptophan biosynthetic process. Gene Ontology annotation, molecular function: tryptophan synthase activity. Gene Ontology annotation, cellular component: cytosol; chloroplast. Lineage: Eukaryota; Viridiplantae; Streptophyta; Magnoliopsida; Amborellales; Amborellaceae. The record is from RefSeq and is a predicted model, not a curated record.